Molecule: messenger RNA, 1163 nt
Organism: Alosa alosa (allis shad)
Lineage: Eukaryota; Metazoa; Chordata; Actinopteri; Clupeiformes; Clupeidae
Product: histone H3.3A
Exons: 4
Coding region: 106-516 (136 amino acids)
Cellular component (GO): nucleosome
Molecular function (GO): structural constituent of chromatin; protein heterodimerization activity; DNA binding
Source: RefSeq, a predicted model, not a curated record
CUUUUGUUACACACAUCCUUUACCCUGGUUACUCAUUGGUGUCCCUUCAGACCCCACGGCUCUUGGAUUCUUAGGAUUACGCGAAACAUUGAAAGAAAUUAAAAGAUGGCUCGUACCAAGCAGACCGCUCGUAAGUCAACUGGAGGAAAGGCGCCAAGGAAGCAGCUAGCCACAAAGGCUGCCAGGAAGAGCGCGCCUUCCACCGGUGGAGUCAAGAAGCCCCAUCGUUACAGGCCCGGUACCGUAGCCUUGAGGGAAAUCAGGCGCUACCAGAAGUCUACUGAGCUGCUGAUCCGCAAGCUGCCCUUCCAGCGCUUGGUGCGAGAGAUUGCUCAGGACUUCAAGACCGACCUGCGUUUCCAGAGCGCGGCCAUUGGCGCCCUUCAGGAGGCCAGCGAAGCAUACCUUGUGGGUCUGUUUGAGGACACCAACUUGUGUGCCAUCCAUGCCAAGAGGGUGACCAUCAUGCCCAAGGACAUCCAGCUGGCUCGCAGAAUAAGGGGAGAGAGGGCUUAAGAUGCCAGCCAUGGGACCCUUUCAGGGGGAUUCAUCAUAUUUAUCAUAUUUCACACUAUUUUUGUUUGUGGACAUUUUUAUUUCUUGUACCUAUUCUGUUCCUAUGUGUUUAUAGACCAGAUCAAAAGGUGUCAUUCUGCAACUUGACAUGUUUUAGAGUGAGUGACUGAUUGGUUCAGACCUGCUCCCAGGUGGUGGGUUCAGGACUGGGUCUUGUCCAGUUCUGUCCUAGUUCCCACAUGGAUUGACCAGAUCAGAACUGGAUUUAGUCUGGGAAUCGGGCUUUUUUUAAAAUGUCCUCGUCCUGAGUGGCAAGGCACAGCACACAUUCCAUCUUGUUGAAUGAGGCCUUUUGGUAAAGGAUCAGGUUGCUCAGAUGGUGUUCUCUGUUAGAAUGUGAUGGGUGUUGCUGACCUGCCAUUGGGGUUCAAAGGCUCUCUUCAUGCAAUAACUCUUUGACUGGCAGUCUGUUUAACUUCACCUCAUUUUCUGUGUUCCAACUUGGGUCUUGGAGAAAUUGUAUAUUGAUUGCUUUUUGUCAUUUUUAUUUUUUUUCCAAUAUAAAACUUGGCAGCUACAUUGAAUACUAUUUAUGAAAAUGUUAUCACAUUGUAGACUUUCUAUUAAACGACAUGGGUCAAACCAGA